Messenger RNA from Bufo gargarizans (Asiatic toad), 709 nucleotides. Its product is annotated as integrin alpha-D-like. The record is from RefSeq and is a predicted model, not a curated record. Gene Ontology annotation, cellular component: external side of plasma membrane; integrin complex. Gene Ontology annotation, biological process: integrin-mediated signaling pathway; cell adhesion mediated by integrin; cell-matrix adhesion. NCBI's taxonomy places the organism in Eukaryota, Metazoa, Chordata, Amphibia, Anura, Bufonidae. Gene Ontology annotation, molecular function: integrin binding. The transcript is spliced from 6 exons. The annotation marks the transcript as partial.
GCGUGUGCACACCUUGUGAGCUGCUUCUGAUGGUGGCCACUUCUGCUUCUCCUCUGGGCUGGGACCUGCUUUGAGGAAGUCACCGUCCUGCCGGCAGCGAUCAGUCUGGGAGGGGGCGGCAGUCGUCUAUAUGGUUGUGCUGGACGCUGCAGCGGCGGACAUGGCGGCUCCUCUGCGCUGGUUCCUCCUGGGUCUGGUCCUGUCCUCGACCAGCGCCUCUUUCCUGGACACCGAGCAGCCAGUCAUCUUCCAGAACCGUGACCGCAGCUUUGGACACCAGGUCGUACAGAUGGAAGAAAGGGUGAUCGUCAGCGCCCCCCGCUAUGCAGAGGUGACAAAUAAAACCGGCCAGAUAUACAGCUGCAGUCCCCGCACCUCCAGCUGCACGCCGAUCGCCGUCACCGAGUCUGAUGAUGAUAUCAACAUUUCACUUGGAUUCUCACUGGUGGCUUCAGAAGAUCAUGGUCAGUUACUGGCGUGUGGACCAACCUUACAGAGACUAUGUGGACAGAACAUCUAUGUCAAUGGACGCUGCUACCAGCUAGACGGGGACCUGAACGUACGGGGAAAUCUAUCCGAACCUCCCCCAGAGUGCGGACUGAUUGUUUUCGUCAUUGAUGGUUCUGGAAGUGUCGGAGAAAACAACUUUAAAAUAUUGAUAGAAUUUGUCAAACAAAUGAUUUCAUCCUUCAGCAAGACAGAAACAAAG